AUGGGGAAAGCAAAGACGAAACCCCAGCCUGAGUUGGAAUAUAGAGAAGAGGCGCAGGAUGAUGCAGUGGAGUUGGCUGCCCAGCUUCUAGAGGAAAUGGGCAUUAGUGAGUCCACUCUGGCCGGACAGGAGAUUGCUAAAGAUGUUGUCAAGUCCGAGCUUUCGCCGACGGUCCCUGGUCCACAGCAGCCGCAGCCCCGUCGCAAUAGGCGAAAGGAGAAAAUUACUGCCAGAAACAAAGCUUUGAGUGAGCUUGUGGCCGAAGCGGAAGUCGAGGCAGGUAAUAUGCCCAAUCACCGUAGGCGCGAGCUUGAGGCUAUGGCAGCAAAGAUCGCCGGCGAUGGCUUGGAGGUCUUUGAAAUUGAGGCAGAUGGCCAUUGUCUGUUUGCUUCAAUUGCCGACCAGCUGGAUCAGCGCAUGUCGCUAGUGGUCGACGUCAAAACUCUUAGAAGCAAGGCAGCCGAGCACAUCCGCAAGCACCCGAAAGAGUUUGCCUCGUUCUUGUUGGAUGAAAAAACCGGCGAGCUAAUUGACAUCGAUACUUAUUGUGACACUCUCGAAAACACAGCAAUGUGGGGUGGUGAAAUUGAAAUCCAAGCCCUCUCCGAAGUGUUUUCGACUCCUAUCAAAGUGUACUUUGCCUCGCAGCCGGUCAUGACGGUAAACGAAGAAGCAGCUGGCGAGCCCCUAUUUCUAGCAUACUAUACAAAAAUCUUUGGACUGGGAGCCCAUUACAACUCUCUGCGAGACCAAUCCGAUUUGCCCGAAGCGUUUGUAGACACCUAA
Wickerhamiella sorbophila is the source of this 786-nucleotide messenger RNA. Its product is annotated as Ubiquitin thioesterase otu2. Gene Ontology annotation, molecular function: cysteine-type deubiquitinase activity. Gene Ontology annotation, biological process: protein deubiquitination. The record is from RefSeq and is a predicted model, not a curated record. NCBI's taxonomy places the organism in Eukaryota, Fungi, Ascomycota, Dipodascomycetes, Dipodascales, Trichomonascaceae. The coding region runs from base 1 to 786 and encodes 261 amino acids. The transcript has a single exon.